AUGUUACCCAACACCGGGAGGCUAGCAGGAUGUACAGUUUUUAUCACAGGUGCAAGCCAUGGCAUGGGCAAAGCUAUUGCAUUGAAAGCAGCAAGGGAUAGAGCAAACAUUGUCAUUGCUGCGAAGACCACCCAUGUAAACCCCAAACUUCCAGGCACAAUCUUUACCGCUGCUCAAGAGGUUGAAGCGGCUGGAGGAAAGGCCCUGCCGUGCGCUGUGGAUGUGAGAGAUGAACAGCAAAUCAGUAAUGCAGUGGAGAAAGCAGUGGAACGAUUUGGAGGAAUUGAUAUUUUGGUGAAUAAUGCCAGUGCUGUUAGCUUGACCAACACAUUGGAAACACCUACAAAGAGAGUGGAUUUGAUGAUGAAUGUCAACACCAGAGGCACCUUUCUGACAUCUAAAACAUGUAUUCCUUAUUUGAAAAAGAAUAGGGCGCCUGGUAAAAUUGCUCAUAUCCUCAAUCUCAGCCCACCACUGAACCUAAAUCCCUUGUGGUUCAAACAGCACUGUGCUUAUACCAUUGCUAAGUAUGGUAUGUCUAUGUGUGUGCUUGGAAUGGCAGAAGAAUUUAAGGGUGAAAUUGCAGUCAAUGCAUUAUGGCCUAAAACAGCCAUCCACACUGCUGCUAUGGAGAUGCUGGGAGGAUCUGGUAUUGAAAGCCAGUGUAGAAAAGUUGAUAUCAUUGCAGAUGCUGCCUGUUCCAUUUUUAAAAAGCCAAAAAGUUUUACUGGAAACUUCAUUAUUGAUGAAAAUAUCUUAAGAGAAGAAGGAAUAAAAAAUUUUGACAUCUAUGAAAUUAAGCCAGGUCAGCCUUUGUUACCAGAUUUCUUCUUAGAUGAACACCCAGAUACAAUUACCAAGAAAAUGGAAUCACAUGAUGCUGUUCCAGAAUUGAAAGAAGAGAAGUCACAGCCACCACCAAAACCACGUUCUGGAGCCGUGGCAGAAACAUUUAGAAUUGUUAAGGACUCUCUCAGUGAUGAUGUUGUUAAAGCCACUCAAGCAAUUUAUCAGUUUGAGCUCUCAGGUGAAGUUGGUGGAACGUGGUUUCUUGAUCUUAAAAGCAAAGGUGAGAAUGUUGGACAUGGAGAGCCCUCUGAUCAGGCAGAUGUGGUGAUGACUAUGUCUACUGAUGAUUUUAUAAAAAUGUUUUCAGGGAAACUAAAACCAACAAUGGCAUUCACGUCAGGAAAAUUGAAGAUUAAAGGAAACAUGACCCUAGCCAUCAGAUUGGAGAAGCUAAUGAAUCAGAUGAAUGCCAAGCUCUGAAGGAAAAGAAAAAAAAAUGUCAAUCACUAAGCUCAGAAAGUAAAAGGGAUCA
This is a messenger RNA of Neomonachus schauinslandi (Hawaiian monk seal), 1321 nucleotides long. Its product is annotated as hydroxysteroid dehydrogenase-like protein 2. Gene Ontology annotation, cellular component: mitochondrion. The transcript has 2 exons. Bases 1 to 1269 code for a protein of 422 amino acids. The record is from RefSeq and is a predicted model, not a curated record. Lineage: Eukaryota; Metazoa; Chordata; Mammalia; Carnivora; Phocidae.